This is a messenger RNA of Lactuca saligna, 1128 nucleotides long. The record is from the annotation of a GenBank genome assembly. NCBI's taxonomy places the organism in Eukaryota, Viridiplantae, Streptophyta, Magnoliopsida, Asterales, Asteraceae.
AUGUUUCAUGAUGUUCCAUCUUCUAUCAAAAUCCUGGAGGGCUACAUGAAAUUGACUCCAUUUGGGGCUCAUCCUUUAACCCCUGAAUUGCAAACAAUAAUCGCUAAGUCAGAUAAACCCAAGAAAGGGGAAAGGCAAACAUCUCGCAAGCGCAAGACUCCCACUCCUAGUGAAAGCGCAGAUUCGGAGUUUGAUACUCAGUCCGACAUUCGUAAUGAGGAGGAGCACAACAGAGAAGUUCACAUUGAAGAGGUUCACAAUGAGGAGGUUCACCAUGAAGAUGUUCAUAACGAUAAUGACAUCGUUCACAAUGAAGAACAACAAUCAAAUCCUGAGGUAACUCCAAUUAUCAACGAUUUUGUUCCUUCUCCUCCUCCAUCCCCUAACACCACUUCUAUCCUAAUCACCAUUACACCAUGCCCUCCACCUAUCUCUACUCAAAUAUUACCAUUCAUUUGUCUAUUCCAAUCUUCACUGAAUCCACACCCCCACCAACUACAUAAGCCACACCUGCUUUUUCUAUCAACACAUCAGAUACGGGGAAUGGAGUAUCAGGAUGAUUUCCAAGGCUUUACUUUCAGUCCAUUCACCAUCAGAACUGAAGUUGAUGAUGACGUUCCAGUAAUGAAGGGGCAACUCCAAGCCAUUCAUGACAAGCUUGAUUCAUUGCUUCAAGCAUCUAAGCCUUCUGACGACUACUCUCAAGCCUCUGUCAAGUCCAUCCUCAAAACUCUCACCAAGGAACAUUCAUCCAAUCUUGCAAGGAUGAAUAAUGUAGUAGAUGGAUCUACAAAAGUCUACAACGAAAUGAUCGAAAAAGUCGAUAAACUAAUCUCUGAUACUUGGGUGUUUAUGGAAAAUUUUCAGCAGUCAUUUGAUUCCAACAUAGUUGCGAAAAACCAAGUGAUUUCCAGCUUGAGCACUUCUCUCAAGUCUGAAAGGGCCAAAUUUCUAGACAUUCGCAAUGGUCUUAAAGGUGGCCAUGAGAAGUUCCAGUCUUGCAUCUCUUCUCAACUCUCCAACCUUCAAGAUGUUCUUGCGAUAGAAAGCAAAGUAAUGGAUGUCCUCGCUAUGAAGACUGAGAAAGUUAAAACACUUUCUCUGAAGCUCGAACAUUCAAAGAAAUAG